Doryrhamphus excisus (bluestripe pipefish) is the source of this 1351-nucleotide messenger RNA. RefSeq names its product RAB20, member RAS oncogene family (gene rab20). The record is from RefSeq and is a predicted model, not a curated record. Gene Ontology annotation, molecular function: GTP binding; GTPase activity. NCBI's taxonomy places the organism in Eukaryota, Metazoa, Chordata, Actinopteri, Syngnathiformes, Syngnathidae.
CACUUCCUGUUUCACCUCACUUGCACAAAGUUCAGGAAGAGUCACACAGCUUUGAUUUGAGGAUGAGCAGCACGCCAUCAAUAGCCACCAUUUUAUACUUGGACACUUAAACAUGGCAACUUUUACCAGCUAGUCGUCCUCGUUCUUGUCCUUUUUUAGUCUGCUGUCAGCAUAAGUUGGUACCGGUGGCGGCGGACAACAUGCCCGAGUCGUCCAAGAUGAGGAAGCCCGACGUGAAGGUGGUCCUCCUGGGAGACAUGAAUGUCGGCAAGACGUCGCUGCUCCACAGGUACACGGAGAGGAAGUUCAAAGACACCAUUAGCACGGUUGGAGGGGCGUUCUUUCUCAAACAGUGGGGACCCUACAACAUCUCCAUAUGGGACACUGCUGGCCGGGAACAGUUCCACGGUCUGGGCUCCAUGUACUGUCGGGGCGCCGCCGCCAUCAUCCUGACUUACGACGUCACCAACUGGCAGAGCCUCGCCGAGCUGGAGGAGCGCUUCCUGUCCCUGACGGACACCGCAAACCACGACUGCAUCUACGCCCUGGUGGGCAACAAGGUGGACCUCACGGACGCCAAAGCCCAUCUGUCCCAGGAGGAGGACCGAACGGAAUCGGCCGAGGACCGAUCGGAGCUGCUCUCCGCCUGCCCGACGCCUCCGGCCUCGCCCGUGUCCAUCCCGGUCAUCCCGCUGCAGAAGCAGGUGUGCCGCGAGGACGCCAUGGCCGUCUACGGGAGGAUACUUCGCUACAAGGGCGGCGAUGAGAGGAGCAGCAUGCCCGCGGAGAAGAUGUGCUUCGAGACCAGCGCCAAGACGGGCUACAACGUGGACGCUCUGUUCGAGACGCUGUUCGACCUGGUGCUGCCCUCCAUGCUCAGGAAGAGGAACGAGAACCCGCAGUCUUCCACCGUGAACUUGGAGGACUGCAGGGGCGCCGGCGGCAAGCGGGGGCGCCACUCAUGCUGCUAGGAUCCUCUUAGAAGGGGGCGGGGUUUUAACCACCGAUGGUACCACUAGUAUAGGCAUCGAAGGAGAAACCGCAACAUUAACACUGUGAAGCCAAACCUGUGCCAGCAACCUGAACCAAAGAUGGCUGCCGCCGCCAAGUACACUUUGCUACCACCUUUUUAUGUUGGGAAGAAUUCCACGGAGCUAACAGCACUAAUUGUCACGUGGGUGGCGCAUUGCACUCUGUAUCAUCACACCUUCAUGGAUCUCUUGAGAUGUUCUUCCCUGCCUGCAUCCUCCUUCCUGUGGCCUUGCUGUAGUCCAUCAAUGAUUGGAGAUGCCGCACACGGACUCUUGCUCAACAAAUGACAAAAUGUCGGAAUAAAGAUUUUUAUUUUGCA